This is a messenger RNA of Aphanomyces astaci, 1185 nucleotides long. RefSeq lists its product as hypothetical. Gene Ontology annotation, molecular function: protein binding. The record is from RefSeq and is a predicted model, not a curated record. The coding region runs from base 1 to 1185 and encodes 394 amino acids. NCBI's taxonomy places the organism in Eukaryota, Oomycota, Saprolegniomycetes, Saprolegniales, Verrucalvaceae. The transcript is spliced from 2 exons.
AUGACAAACUGUAGGGUGGUGUCUGAAGCGGCCGCAGUCGUGGUUCCAAAGGUUAUCCACGACAAGCGGAACUUAGCGUUGCGCGUCGUCGUUGGCUCAUUGCAUGUCGCUACCACGGUGUACCUCGUCGUGUGGGUGCUCCUCAUGAUGUUUUCAGCCGGACCUACUAUCGUCACUGCAAAGUUGUACCAGGCUAAAGUCACAGCAACGGGGUACACCAUGAUUUCGCUCAUGCACGUUGGUGCGCUCGUGGGCCCCAAACUGUGUCAUCGAAAGCCAGAUGCCACCUCUCUGUCGAUGCCUCUGCAGCCCCCGCCUCCAGCUGUGACAGUACGCAGACUCGGUUCCAAAACGCAAUCCAGAAUCAUUGUGCGUCGGCUCUCCAAGAGCGCUGCUACCGACUGGUUUGACCACGUGUUCAUCGUGUUCAACUUUAUCGUGAUCCUUUGCCAAGGUAGACAAGUGUACGAAAUGCUGAGCACGAUGGUCGACCCAACCAAGGUAGUGUCGUACGCUGUGAUUGUGCUCUUGUACUCCGUCUUGUCGCCCUGCCUCAUCUUCAUCAACAACAUCCAAACCAAAUACACGCUGUACAGUCGGUUGGAAACGAUUCCUCAUGCACUGAUUUACGAUAUUCCACCCGAGCUAAGCACUAUACUCAUCGACGCAUCGCCAUUGAAAACCAUUCCCGACAACGUUUUCAACGCUUGGAGUUUUGUGCAGCGACUGCAGCUGUUGAAUGUAAGUCUCACGACUUUCCCCAAUGGAAUACUGAGUAUGCCACACCUCACCGAACUCAACCUCCGGGGCAACAACAUCACGUCGAUGUUUCCAGAGUCCGCGUGGCCGUCACCUCUCACGAUUGCUGGCUUGGCUGGGAAUGGGCUAAAGUCUGUGCCAUGGACUGCUGCCAAACGUGGAGUGAAUAUCGAUUUGAGUGGCAACCCCAUCGAAGAUGCCACCACCUUGGACGCUGCCGAACUCAAACUUGUGCAUCGGCGAAGUGUCAUUCUGGACGACACACCGUACUGCAAUGUCACUGAGGACACCACGUGCAAACACAUCUGUGGCCCAGACUGCUUUGCGUUUAUGGUGGGUGACUACUACUGCGACUUGGGGUGCUUUACACCUGCGUGUGGGUUUGACAAGGGUGACUGCGACGAGUUUGGGUUCUCGUUAUCGUAG